This is a messenger RNA of Diaporthe amygdali, 573 nucleotides long. RefSeq lists its product as uncharacterized. Lineage: Eukaryota; Fungi; Ascomycota; Sordariomycetes; Diaporthales; Diaporthaceae. Bases 1 to 573 code for a protein of 190 amino acids. The record is from RefSeq and is a predicted model, not a curated record. The transcript has a single exon.
AUGCAGAAAGCAGAUAAACCACUCCCCCCUCUGCCCCUCUCCGCAAGGAAGAUCCUGGUAAAGAAUGCCCAACCACCCCAGCCGGUACGGCUGUCGCCAAGCGUUUACAAUCCUUCCCAGUCCAAGUCACGGAGGAGAGAUGCGCGCUUGGACUCCACCAAUCGGGAUGACACUGAAGACCCCUUGCAGAAGCUAAGACGGGAGAAUGAGGACCUCAGCAGAGAGCUAAAGCUCCUUGAAAGUACGAGCGCUGCAAAAGAGCACCUGAUUGCGAAGCUUCAGGAGGACAACCGCAGACUGUGUCGCAUGGCAUCCCGCACUCGUCAGAGGGUCGCAGACAUUGCUACUACCAUUAGUGAGGCCUUUGAACAAUAUCAAGAAUUCACAGAGGCACAAUCCCGGAUCAUGGAUACCUCCACUUCUGAACCGCACUGUGACGAAAUACGGAUAUAUGCAGAGGCAGACUUGGCAAACACUAGUCGGGACACAAACCUUGUUACCAAUGUGAACAUCGACACUGAGAUCGAUGGAGAGAACACAGAUAGCUUGAGUGAAUAUAGCAUUGAGUUUUAG